AUGAUUCCUAGCACAAAAGUCAACGAAAUGGAUGAUUUGUUCACAAGUGUAUCCGGGGGCGAAGGCCCAAAGAAAACGAAAAUCUCGUCGGCCAUACGAAUUCUGUUGGAAAUGGAUAUUCCACCUCCAUUGGAGUUGUUUGCGAUGGCGUUGAUAAUUCUGUUGGAAAUGGAUAUUCCACCUCCACUGGAGUUGUUUGCGAUGGCGUUGAUGUUAGCGGAUUAG
Messenger RNA from Strongylus vulgaris, 225 nucleotides. Lineage: Eukaryota; Metazoa; Nematoda; Chromadorea; Rhabditida; Strongylidae. The record is from the annotation of a GenBank genome assembly.